Molecule: messenger RNA, 2856 nt
Organism: Paramecium pentaurelia
Lineage: Eukaryota; Ciliophora; Oligohymenophorea; Peniculida; Parameciidae
Source: the annotation of a GenBank genome assembly
AUGACUAUAGUUGGAUUAUUUGACGAGAUUGCUAUGAAUAUUAAUCAACUGAACGUAGUUGGAGUACAAGCUGAUUAAUUUAAAUUGCUUGUGCACUUUGUAAUGAUUUAAUAGUAUGUAUUUAGUUGCUUGUUUUUCCAUUGGGAAUUAUAUUACGAUACUUGAAAAGUCCGAUUAUAAGAAAAAUUUAUACAUUAUUUUGGGGACUAUUCUUUAUGUUGUACUUGGGAGCUUAAUGGAUAGAGUUGGUUAUGGCAUAGACACUUGUCAUAUAUUUUUUGAGAUUACUGAGAAGACCAUUCAUCCCCAUAGCAUCAAUCAGCUUUCUCGUUUUAGGCUACUUACAUUACGACCGCAUCAUGGUUAAUGGCAAACUAUCAGUAGAACGCAGACUCGUCUUGGAAGAUGGGAUUUAACGUAGUGCAGAUGAUGUUGACAUGUCGAUUCGUAUACGUGGGAGUUGCUGCUUAAGAUCGAAUAUCCUUUACAUUUCUCGAUUAUAUGAGUUAUGUAUUCUAUUUCCCUAACAUCAUUGUUGGCACAGUUCCUUUUACAGCCUAUAUUGAUUUUAUCAAUUUAAAAGGAGUCUAUGUAAACAUGGGUUAUAGUUUUUAAAUGGCUUACAAGUCCCUUUUAAAAGCUAUUCUGUUUGUAGCAGGUAUGAAUAUAUAUAAUAUUGAUUAGCUGAUCAAUUAAUUAGACCAAAGUUCAGUUUUGCUUAUUUUAGUACUCAGUAAUGGGAAGAGCAUUCCCUUUUGACUCGUCAUAUUAUAUGUUAAUUGAUUUCAUGUUGCGAGAGGUUUAAAUACUUUCUUGCAUUUAACUUCUCUUAGGCAUCAAUGGAUGCAGGAGGAAUAACUUAUGAUGGAUAAGGUAUAUAUUAUGAUAGAUAAUAUAAUUAGAAUUUUGUAAUUAUCGUUUGGCUAAUUAUAAAUUUGAGAUAGAAUUUUCACCUAUAAAAAGAACAAAACAUUGGAAUUCAAGUGUUUAAGCAUGGUUGCAAACAUGUUUUUAUGAUAGAUACAAGUAACACAAAUCAGCUUUGCUUCUUACUUUUGUUUUAAGUGCUUAUUGGUAUAAUUAUUAUUAUAUUAUAAAGGCAUGGAUUCUUUAUUGCUUAUUAUGUAUUUUUUAUAGAAUGGGCAAUUUUUAAUGAAAUUACAAAAUAAGUUUAUAGAGCAAAAGAUAAAUUCAAAUUGUAUAUACUAAUAUAUUAUGUUAUAAGUAUUCCAAUACCAAUUCAGAAAGUCAUUUGUGCUAUUUAUGGUCAAUUGGCUGUAAAUUCAACUGCAACACCAAUAGGAUUAUUAAAAUGGGAUAAAGUAUAUAAAGCAAUGAAUGAUCUUGGAUGGGUUGCUUAAAUAGUCAUGAUUGUAGUUUGGGGAUUUUUUAAGAUUACCAAAUUUGGAUAAGGUAAAAGGAAAGAGUAAUGAGAAUACAAAUUUAUAGAUAUUAAAUUUAAUUUAUUGAAUGUCUCGUAUAUUCGAACGAGUGGAUAGAGAGACUUUGUUAAGAGAUGAAUAAUUAAUAGAUGUAUUACGCAAGAUUAGGGAAAAAGUAUUAUCAGGACAUAUCGUAGAGCUGAAGACACUAAGUAGUGAAGUAAGGCCUCACAAUGUCAAAAUAGAUAGACAGAAUGUCUCGAGAUGAAAAACAAUUAGUUCCCAUUACUGGUAGAACAGAACUAGAUGGACUAAUCACAAACUCGGAGCGAGAGAACGGUGCAUUUCUUGAUUAAUCUUUUUCUAAGAAGAUUCAAGGUCCCCUUAAUACGCUGGCUUAAUUAAAUUAGCAUUAAUACUCUUAAAGUGAAUCUGAUUUCUCUCAUCAAUCAUUUUAUAGUGAUGAAGAACCAUGGAAUAUUGAUUAUAUCACUAAUAAUCUAGACUCUGUAGAACGAGGUUUGAAUUGCGAUAAUUCCUCUAGUGUCGUUAUUGCUCUUAAAGCAUUAUUUGAAUAAAUCCGAUUAUUAUUAAUCAAGAAUGUUAGUAGAAAAUAAUUUCUAUACAAAUAUACUGUAUUGGCAUUACGUUCAUUAUACAUCUUAGGAAAUGCAAUGAAACUUUAAGGUGAUUAUUAACAUGCAAUUUUAUAUUAUGAAAAUUGCUUAACUAAGUUUAAUAUUAAUGAACCAACUUUUAAGGGCAAACUAUUAAUUGAAGCAGGUAAAGUUUGUUUCAUUUCAAAAAACUUUUAGAAAUGUUAACAAUACUUUUAUGAUGCAUUAUUACAUUAUGAAUAACUUAAUUGGCGUCUUGACAUUGCCUAUGUUCUAACAUAGCUAUCAAGAUUAAAUGGAUGGUUGAGUAAUUAUGUGCAAUAAUUUAAGAAAAUCCGGAUGCAGCCAGUAAAUUGUGUUAUGAAAGCUUAGCUAUAUAUCGAGAUUAUCUACCUGAAGAGGAUGAACGUAUUGCUGAUACAUAUUUCAUAUUAGCUGAAUUAGCAUAUCUACGUAAAGAUUAUGAUGCAGCAUUUUAAUUUGCUGAAUAAUCUAUUCAAAUUUAUGAAAUCAAUAAUAAUAAGGAAAUUAAUACAAAUAAAGAAUCAAAUGGUACUCCUUAAGAAUUAAAACCAUAAUUAUCUCUUGUCUAUAAUUUAUUAGGUAUAUUAUAUGCUAAUACAAAUGAUUACAAAUAAGCAUAAAAAUAUUUCCAUGAUGCCUUUUAAUGUGUAAAAUAGGAAUCACUGAAAGCAGCAUAAAUAUUAAUGAAUUGGGGAAUUAUGUAAGCAUUAGAAUGUAAUUCUGAAUUGGCAUAAAAAGGAAUUUUGAAAGCUAAAUAAAUAUCUUAAGCUUUCUAAAACAAAAGUGAUUUGUCCCAUAGAUUAGAAAGGAAUUACUAAGAAUUAUUAUAAUGA